AUGGGAGUGUGUGUUCGUAGAGAGUGCCUACUUGCCCUGAAGAACCACUCAAAGGUGGGCGUUUUCGAGAGGACAGAAGUCGCUCGUAUAGGCAAUAUGCACUACCAAUUGGAGAGUCUUCUGUCAAAUCGGACCGACAAAGAAUCCUCAGCCGCGUUUCCCUUCCUAGACGGGGCUAUUAUGACGCUAAAAAAUCGUAACGCAUCGCUCAAUGUACUCAAAGAGGUCCUUGCCAGCAGCCAAAAGCAUUUGGAGGCCAGUGCUUGUUUUUCUAUAUGCGAGGAUUUGAGUAUCUGUCCUGGUGAGCUGCUGAGACGUUGUGGUAUAUACCCAAUGUCUCUGCCUACAAGCGAGGAGGAAGAUGUAAAUCGGCUUAUCGAAAAGCUCGGCCUCUCAAAGAAAGUAACGUCAGAAGCGCCAGCCUUGGUAGAGAUGACGUCGAAAGAGGUCAUCGCCAUAUCGCGACUUCAACGCUUCGGCCUAGGAGACACUCCAGAGGCUAAUGCAUUGUCCAUGACCAUAAUUUGCGGGCUUCAUGAUGUUCGAGCUGAUGUGGAGGCAUCAAUAGAGAAGAGUAUAAGCCUAAGAGAAGAAUACAUAACAGAUCGCAGACACCUUCGCUAUCUUCUCGUAGCUCCAGAGUUUGUGUCUCCAAUCGAACUUUUUAAUGAAAUCGCAGCUAUCUAUGCUGGCGAAACGAAAGCCACAGCUUCCCUUAAAAUCGGUAAGCAUUAA
Molecule: messenger RNA, 735 nt
Organism: Dibothriocephalus latus
Lineage: Eukaryota; Metazoa; Platyhelminthes; Cestoda; Diphyllobothriidea; Diphyllobothriidae
Source: the annotation of a GenBank genome assembly